Misgurnus anguillicaudatus (oriental weatherfish) is the source of this 4591-nucleotide messenger RNA. Lineage: Eukaryota; Metazoa; Chordata; Actinopteri; Cypriniformes; Cobitidae. The record is from RefSeq and is a predicted model, not a curated record.
AAAUUGGGUCCACCUGUGGCCCGUGACGUUUUAGAAACUGACUUUGACUACGUCGUAAUUUCCUAAACUUGUGAUGAAAUAUGGAAACUACACUCUAGAGCUUUCCAAAGAUGUAUAGUUUGUCAAGGUUUUUAGGUUUUGGGGUAUUAGUGUUAUAAAUAUGUAAAAACAAUGUGGGCCUGCUUGACCUUUUAGAAAAUGACUCGCACUAUGUCAAUCUUUUCCCAAAAUGAUGAUGAUAAAUGAAAACUACACUCUUAGAGCUUUCCAUUGAUAUACAGUUGGUCAUGAUUGGAUAAGAAUUCAUGCAAAACACUGAAGUAAUUGUAAGCCCACUGUUGGGACAGGACAUUUAGCAGGAUAUAAAUCUUUUGAAGCACACUCUCUUCAUAAAUGAAUCAAUUACUCUCCCUACAUAAUUUAUUGUAUAAAACACUGCUGAAAUAUGUAUUCUAGAUGCUUCGACCUUUCCAAACAUAUAUAGUUUGUCAUGAUUCAACAAACAUUUACAUCCAAAAUAGUAAACCUAGGUGUUCCUCUACGACAGUUAAGUGGUUAAACUAUUUCUAUGGCGCACAAGGUGAUGUCACAGUAAAAGUGACGCUAAUGGAACUGUAAGCAUGUGUGAUUAUUUCGUCACUGUAAGAGGGCUAUAUAAGACCGCGCGAAUUCCAGAAAAUUUGUGGGUUUAAAGUUAGGAGAUUUUGGUUGACGUUGCUGUUGCUCUUCAUUGCUAUUUCGUUGUAUUUCGUUUUUUAGUUUAAUUUGUGUGUUUUGCGUGUUGUUGUUUUGUUUUGAGCGUGUGUUAGUUAGCUUUUGGUGUGUUUCGUGUGUUUGUUUUUUAUUUCUUUUUUUUCUCAAUGAUUUAUAGACGGCCAAAAAAGCCCGCUGCGGUUAGCCGGCCAUUCCGGCUAAUCGCGCGGGUUUUUUUGGCCAUGUACAAUUGGCUGGUCUCUUUCUUGGGACGCCAGCCUAGCGGUAAACCGAAGGUCCACCGCGGACAAUACAGCAGGCGUCCUCGGAUGCCAGCUGUGGAGUCCGCGGUGAUGCCGGUUCACCGUAUUUCGGACACCGCGAGAGAGACCUGUCCAGUGUUUCAAGCCCAGAAACUUGUUUCAAAGUUUUCUGCGGCAUCAAACGAAGGCGGUCUCAGUAAAGGACCUUCUAUGAGCUAUCCAGGAUCCCUGGGACUAACUCCUCACAAGCCUCCCACUUGUGCUUCACAGCCAAGUGGGACAAAGCUAGUUGAGGAGUUCCCUCCAGGAGGUCUGUUGGAGGCUCAAGAAGGUUCUGUGUCCCGCGGUUUGUCCAGGGGAGUCUGUUUUGGACAGCCCAAUGGGCGAAGGUCAGGCCCGGGCAGGAUUCAGUCUGCGAAAAUCUCGCAGACUGUUACUGUGACAUGUGAGGAGGUGGAUGCGAGCUUUAGGCAAUCUAAUGCUCCACCAGUACGCCCCCUCAUAUGUCCGGUACCUGCCCGGGUUACCAGACGACCCAUGGCCGCUCGUCCGCCGGUCCGGUCCUCAGAGGACAUCUGUUCAGCUCAGCCUGAGGCUGGGUCCGCGGGUGCGACUGGCAGAGGGCCGCCAGAGGGCCGGCAGAGGGCAGGUCCCGGUCCCGCCCGCUCCUCUGGGGGUCGCGCCCGCUCCUCUGGGGGUCCCGCCCCUCAGCUGGUCGUGCCGUCGGCCGGUCCACAGCGGGUGCUGCCGUCGGCCGGUCCUUUGCCGGUCCUGCCGACGGCCGCUCCGUUGCUGGUCCUGCCGACGGCAACUGCUGAGCAGGUCCAGAACUCAGAGGAAAUCUCAGGUUCAGCUCAGCCUGAGGCUGGGUCCGCGGGUGCGACUGGCAGAGGGCCGCCAGAGGGCCGGCAGGGGGCAGGUCCCGGUCGUGCCCGCUCCUCUGGGGGUUGCUCCUGCUCCUCUGGGGGCCGCACCCGCUCCUCUGGGGGUCGCGCCCGCUCCUCUGGGGGUCGCGCCCGCUCCUCUGGGGGUCCCGCCCCUCAGCCGGUUGUGCCGUCGGCCGGUCCACAGCGGGUGCUGCCGUCGGCCGGUCCUUUGCCGGUCCUGCCGACGGCCGCUCCGUUGCUGGUCCUGCCGACGGCAACUGCUGAGCAGGUCCAGAACUCAGAGGACAUCUGUUCUGCUCAGCCUGAGGCUGGGUCCGCGGGUGCGACUGGCAGAGGGCCGCCAGAGGGCCGGCAGGGGGCAGGUCCCGGUCCCGCCCGCUCCUCUGGCGGUCGCGCCCGCUCCUCUGGGGGCCGCAACCGCUCCUCUGGCGGUCGCGCCCGCUCCUCUGGCGGUCGCGCCCGCUCCUCUGAGGGCCGCAACCGCUCCUCUGGGGGUACCGCCCCUCAGCCGGUCGUGCCGUUGGCCGGUCCACAGCGGGUGCUGCCGUCGGCCGGUCCUUUGCCGGUCCUGCCGACGGCCGCUCCGUUGCUGGUCCUGCCGACGGCAACUGCUGAGCAGGUCCAGAACUCAGAGGACAUCUCUCAGCCUGAGACUGGGUCUGUGGGUGCAACUGGCAGAGGGCCGCCAGAGGGCCGGCAGAGGGCAGGUCCCGGACGCUCCCGCUCCUCUGGCGGUCGCGCCCGCUCCUCUGGUGGUCGCGCCCGCUUCUCUGGGGUCCGCGCCCGCUCCUCUGGGGGCCAUGCCCGCUCCUCUGGGGGCCGUGCCCGCUCCUCUGGGGGUCCCGCCCCUCCGCGGUGUCUGAUGAUGGCCGGACCGUUGCCGGUUAUCUUCCCGCCUGCUCCUCAGCAGGUCUUAACGUGGCCCGGUCCUCUGCCGGUUCCACCGGGGGCUGCUCCGGCCACUUCUCGCUGUACUUCAGUAGCUCAACCUUCCCCUCCACAAGUGCAGCCAGCACCAGCAGCACGUGCGUCCCUCAAGCGCCGUGCUGCUGCUAUGUCACAGCCACACACAAUUGAUGAGGGGGAGGUUGAGGCAAAAAAAGCCAGAAGGACUGUAGCUCAGCCUUCAACCUCAGUCUCAGAGCAAAAGAAGAAGAAGAAAAGAGAAAAGAGAAGGCUCCAAAGACAGAAAAGACGGGCGGCAAAGUCCGCUCAACCUUCCCUUCCACAAGUGCAGCCAGCAUCAGCAUGUGCGCCCCACAAGCGCCAUGCUGAUGCUGUGUCGCAGGAGAUACAGACAAGAAAAAGGGCGAGAACCAUGCCCCCAGCUCAACCUUCCUCUCCAAAAGUGCAGCCAGCACCAGGGCCUUCAGCUGUCCUUUCAGAGCAAAAAAGAAGAAAAAGACAGAAAAGAAGGCAAAGGCAAAGGCGAAAUCGGGCUAUUCAACGUGCACUUCAAGCCCAGAGGAGUGCAUCUCUCCAGGCUUCGUCUAGCACUGCGGUCUCACAGCCAUGAAGAGACUGACAGACCCAGCUCCGGUUCAGUGUGAUGCUCAAUGAUGACUGCAGCCAUAGAGUCAACCAGAAGCAAUGAAAUCUGUGAUGAUCAAAGCCUUUAACUUUGCAUCCCAUGAUCUGUGACGCCAUUGCAUUCAUUUUGUCAUCUUACAUCCAGCUGAGAGGGACUUUCGGCCACAUAAAAAUAUUCAGAUAAUCAUCCCAUCAUAUUUUAAUUCUCAUGAUGUAUUUUAAGUACUAAUGUAAAAUUAUGUUUAUGGUUUUAUUAUUUUCACAGAUAAGUGAUGCGGUGUGAGGAUGAGACCUUCCACAUGCUCCUGAACUGUGAUGCAGAAACGAAAUCGGAGGAUUUAUCUGUCUCUGACCACAACUACACCUCAAAAUCACAGCUGAACCUGAAGCCACCUACAUCUGAUAUGAGACAACAGGGCUGUUUUCCAGACAGGGCUUAUUCUAGUACCAGACUAAAAUGCAAAUGUGAGCUGCCAUCAUUUUGUACUGACAUCUCAACAUAUAUCAGUGCCAUUGUUUUGUCUCAAGAUGCACACCAGUAUUGUUUUUAAUAUUGUUUUAAACUACUUAAAUUUGGUCAUAUUUUUUGUCAACUAACGACAUAUUAAAACAUUUUAUUUGAUUAAGGGGCUAAAGAGGGAUUAGAUUAAUCCAGAACCAUCCCUGGUUGUGUCGAUGACAUGCUUGUCCUCACUACGGCACGCCUCUUACGCUAUUGUUUCUGCGUCUUGUUCACACAGAAUGCUUUACGAUACGGCAAUGUUACUAAGUGCUCUUUACGGAGCGAUCCCAGAACAUUUACAGGACGUGUUUGUGUUCAAACAGAAGCCUCUAUGCCAAUUUUACGAAAAGUUUCUUGGACCAAAGUGCUGGGGUUUAAGUCGGUCUGCUUUGCGUUUUCCCUAACAAUGCCUUUCAGCUGAGACUUGUUUCAUGCACAGCCUUUUGUAUCUUAUUGCUUAAAGGCAGGGUGCAUGAUCUCUGAAAGCCAAUGUUGACAUGUGAAAUCACCUAAAUAAACACGCCCCUACCCCAAUAGAAUCUGGACCUUCUUUUGAUAGACCCACGCCACACAUAAACAACCCAGGCAACAAUGUUGUUUUGUAGACACGCCCCUUACUGCUGAUUGGCUACAAGUGUGUUUUGGUAGUCGGCCCGACACUCUUUUCCAAAGCGUUUUUCAAAAAUCGUGCUCCGCCUUUAAUGAAUACUCAUGUA